Molecule: messenger RNA, 431 nt
Organism: Dentiscutata erythropus
Lineage: Eukaryota; Fungi; Glomeromycota; Glomeromycetes; Diversisporales; Gigasporaceae
Source: the annotation of a GenBank genome assembly
AACGAAUCUCUUCACCUGGACAUUUUUCAGCAAAAUGUUCUUAUUGUCCAGCUAAGUGGUCAAGAGGUGAACCACAAAAACUUGAAGCCCAUCUUGCAUUAGAGUGUCCUAUUGUAGAUAAUGAGAUUCGGCAAAUAUAUUUACUUCAUGUGGCUUAUUGUGAUAAUCUUGAAGAACAGUCAGAAAACAUAACUGAAAAUUUAUCUGAAGAGCGAAUAAGCUCUAUAAACGGCUCAUUACUAAAAGCAUUUGUGGUCUGUGAUAUUCCUUUUUCAGUAAUUGAAAACCCAUUUUUUAUCGAUCUACUUCAAAAUUUGUGUCCAAAUUAUCAACCACCAUCAAGAGAAAUUUUAGCAGUACGAUUAUUAGAUCAAGAGUAUUCUAGAGUUACAAUUAAACAGGAAAUUAUUUUUGAAGAAUCUGAGAAUUAA